Syngnathoides biaculeatus (alligator pipefish) is the source of this 2051-nucleotide messenger RNA. RefSeq names its product proton channel OTOP2-like. Gene Ontology annotation, biological process: proton transmembrane transport. Lineage: Eukaryota; Metazoa; Chordata; Actinopteri; Syngnathiformes; Syngnathidae. The record is from RefSeq and is a predicted model, not a curated record. The transcript has 7 exons. Gene Ontology annotation, molecular function: proton channel activity. Bases 260 to 1957 code for a protein of 565 amino acids. Gene Ontology annotation, cellular component: membrane.
GACCGGAAGUGGCGUCAUGCAAUUAGUUGAAACCAACCUCAGCUGGUGGUCGAGUCGAAAGUUGACGGCGUGUGCUCCCACUUUAACUUUUAUUUCAUUAAAAAAAAAAAAAAAUCCCUUUGUGAUGCUGUUUAAAAUUUAACAAGUUACAAUUAUUUUACCCAAGAAAAUAUUGAGGCGUCAGGGUAACAAUUGACGUAAGAAAUAAUUUUUUAUCAGCGUUAUUUGUUUUUUGAAAAGUCGAGUGAAGAAGGCUGAAAUGAGAACUGUGGCCCAGAGGAUGCUAAGGACCUGCAACAAGUUAUUUGCAAGGAAGAUCCCGAACGGGAGCGCCGAAGCCCACCCGUCCAACAUCGAAACGGCUGCCCGGAUGGAGAACAUCCAGCACCUGCACGACGCGGAGGCGACGCGGGGGAGCGUGCGCCACGCGGAGGCGGCGAGCCAGCGCGGCCGCCGCGACGCCGGCUGGCUCCUGUCCACCAUUUUGUGCAUCAACGUCCUCAUCCUGGGGUCUGCGCUGGUCAGCAGCAGCGCCUUCAACCGCGUGGCCAUCACGGCCGUCGACCGCCAGGUCUUCCUCAUGGUCCUCCUCGCACUCACCGCGCUCUGGAUGCUCUUCUACGCCGGUGUCACCUACCCGAAGAACAAAGACCUCAUGACUCAGGACAGCCACGCCGGGCCCGUGUGGCUCCGAGGUGGACUUGUCCUGUUCGGGCUGCUCAGUCUGCUCAUGGACGUCUUCAAGGCGGCCAACUCCAUCGGCUACCUCCACUGCGACUCCGCCGUGAAAGUGGCCUUCCCCGUCGUCCAAGCGGUCUUCUUAUUCGCCCAGACUUACUUCCUGUGGGUCCACGCGAAGGACUGCGUGCAGGUCCAGGCGAAUGUCACGCGGUGUGGCCUCAUGCUCACCUUCUCCACUAACCUGCUAGUGUGGCUGGCGGCCGUCACCGAGGAGUCGAUCCACCAAACGGGGGCUCCCCAUCUGAACCUCAGCGUCCCGUCCAAGAUGUAUAGAGACAGUUACGACCAGGCGGUCGAGUGCAGCUGCAGUCACUCUUCGUGCGACGCCUUCAAGGAGGCCUUCUUCUACCUGUACCCCUUCAACAUCGAGUACAGCCUCUUCGCCUCGGUGGCGGCCUACGUCAUGUGGAAGAACGUGGGACGCCUGGCGGACGGGCGCGGCCGCCCCGCGGCCCGGUUCCGCCCCGGGGAGGCCCUCGCGGGCCCGGUGCUCGGCUUCCUCCUCGUCGCGGCGGGCUUGAUGACGUUCAUCGUCUACGAGGUGGACAUCGCCCUGGAGGACGAGACCGCGCGCCGCCACGCCCUGCUCAUCCAUUUCGUCACGAACAUCGUGAUCGUGAGCGUCAUGUGCAUCUCGACCGCGGCGGGCUGCGCGGUCUACCGGCUCGACCGCCGCGAGGACGUGUCCGAGAAGAACCCCAGCCGGAACCUGGACGUGCCGCUUUUGCUGGGGGCCUCCAUGGGCCAGCUCAUCAUCAGCUACUUCUCCAUCGUGGCGGCGGUGGCGGGCACGGGCGCCCGCGACCCCCUGGACGCCCUCAACCUGUCCUGGGCCGUCCUCGUGGUGCUUCAGCUGUCCCUGCAGAACUACUUCAUCAUUGAGGGCCUCCGACGCCAGCCCUUCCGCGCCGCGCGUGAAGACCCGAGCGGCGGCGUCGCCGACGAGCGCAAGUCCAGCCGCCUGCUGGCGGCGGCCACGCGGCCCGGCUGGAAGAGGAGAGCCGUGAAGGAAGUGUGCGCUUUUCUGAUGCUCGCCAACAUCAUCCUUUGGAUCAUGCCCGCAUUCGGCGCCAGGCCUCAAUUCGACCACACCGCGGAGAUCAAGUUCUACAAGUUCGGCAUGUGGACGGCCGUCGUCAACAUCGGACUCCCUUUCGGAAUCUUCUACCGCAUGCACUCGGUGGCCAGUCUCUUCGAGGUCUACGUCAUCGCGUAGCUCUCGUCCCCACGAGUCCGCGGCAACUUUUUUUUAAAAAAUGUUUAAAAAAAAAAAAAAAGUGUUUUUAGAAAUAAAAUUGAAACAUGAAAGA